This is a messenger RNA of Verticillium dahliae VdLs.17, 2286 nucleotides long. Its product is annotated as fungal specific transcription factor domain-containing protein. Gene Ontology annotation, molecular function: RNA polymerase II cis-regulatory region sequence-specific DNA binding; zinc ion binding; DNA-binding transcription factor activity, RNA polymerase II-specific. NCBI's taxonomy places the organism in Eukaryota, Fungi, Ascomycota, Sordariomycetes, Glomerellales, Plectosphaerellaceae. The transcript is spliced from 4 exons. The record is from RefSeq and is a predicted model, not a curated record. Bases 1 to 2286 code for a protein of 761 amino acids. Gene Ontology annotation, cellular component: nucleus. Gene Ontology annotation, biological process: DNA-templated transcription; positive regulation of transcription from RNA polymerase II promoter by galactose.
AUGGACCCUCCUCGGAGGACGGGCCCCGUCUCCCCUAGUUGCGAACCUCGACCCAAACGCCUGAAGAUUGACGUGGCCUGCGAGACCUGUCGUGCCAAGAAGGUCAAGUGUGAUGGCGUGCGGCCCUCUUGCGGCUAUUGCUCCAGGAAGCUGAGCCUUCGUGACAACUGCCGUUACAGCAACGAUGUGAGCUCUGAGGCAGACCCGAAGAAGAGUACCCCCAGACGCGACAGCCACCUCCUGCAGCCAUCGUCAAGCAGCCCGUACCGUCCAGCCAGGGCCCCGAAUGGCAGAGCCUCAGGAACGCUUUACCUCCCCCCCAUCCAGCCCUUGUUAACUCCCAGGGUACCACCCCCGAUGAAGCCACCCUCGCAGGGCACCCACUCGCCGACAGGAUCGACCACCCCCGGGAGUCGAGCCGGAGCGGAUCCCAGGGAGCCUAGACCCCAUCCGCGUCCCGGCCCCGCCACCAUCACCACCAGCCCCUCUGUCAUUGACUCGAUGACGGCCGUCGUCGACGAGGGCACCAGCACCCGCGAGUUCUUCGGCAGCAGCAGCGCCGGCUCCUUCACCGCACAGAUCAAGAGGGCAAUCGACGCCCGCCUGGGCAAGGCCAACGGCGGGCCCUCUCGUCAAGCCGCGCCGUCUCGCUCUUCCCUCUCCAUGAUGUCGACCCACUCGGCCAAACACCCGGCCUCAGACGUGUCCUAUGUGUUGCCGCCUCGCCGGCAGGCCGAUCACCUCAUGGAUCUCUACUGGUUCUACGUCGACCCCCUCUACCCGUUCCUCAACAGACAGCGCUGGAACCAGACCUACAAUGCCAUCUUUGCCGGUGGCGCCAUUGACGCCGAUGAGCGCAUCUUCAUGGCCUCGCUCAACGUCAUCUUUGCCCUCUCCACACAGCUUCUCGAGGCCUCGACGCCGGAACAGAGGGAAGAGCAGAGCUCCGUCUACUUCCAGAGAGCGCAGGCCCUACUGCCGAUGAACCCCUGGGAUGCGGGGUCCAUCGACCUUGUCCAGUGUUUACUCCUCACGAGCCAGUACCUGCAGAGCACUGAUCACCCGCACCAGACCUGGAUGGUCGUCGGGUCGGCCAUCCGGACGGCACAGGGCCUCGGCCUGCACCUGCCGGAGACGUCUGGCGAUCGGACUGAUCUGGGCGAGCGAGAGCUCCUGCGGCGCAUUUGGUAUGGCUGCGUGCUGAUGGACCGCAUGGUCUCUGUGACCCACGGCCGGCCUGCCAUGAUCUCUGGCCAUCUAGCCACAACAGUGCCUCUACCCAUGUCUUCUGCAUCGUCUGUCAAUGGAACAGAGGCUGCUUUGAGUGGUGGGGCAGUCCAUGCCGCCUUCUUCGUCAAGUCGGUCCAGCUCUACGAGAUUAUUCAUCGGACCAUCAUUGCAUUUUAUGGAGGGACCAUGGGAUGUUCCAAAAGCAAACAGUCCCAGGGCUCAGACUCUGGGAGCUCCGACGGAGACGACGACGACUUUGACAAGGUCGUGCAGCUGGACAGGUCACUGAGCCACUGGGAACAGCGUCUGCCAGUGCACCUGAGGUGGACUUCGCUGGUAGACACGGCCGACGAGGUCUCGCGGCGGCAAACUGUCAUUCUGCGCAUGCGCUUCUUGCAUGCUCGGAUUCUCCUCCUCAGACCCGUCCUGUCGCGCUUCUGUCUCGCCCCGCCGACGCGUGCCGUCACAUUCGGCCUCACCGAUAGCCUCCAAGCACGCGUCGUCGAACAAGGCGCUCUCUUUUGCGUGUCGACUGCCCAGAACAUGAUAGCCGUGCUGCUGGAGCAUCAGACCUCGGACAACACCAUCGGCCUGCUGCCCGCCUGGUGGUACCGGGUCUACUACGUGUACUCAGCUGCGACGGUGCUGAUUGCCGCCAAGCUGCGACCCGAGAUCUUCCCUGCCGUUGAAAUUGGGCGCUCUUGGAGUCAGGCCAUGGCGGUGCUCAAGUCGCACGAGCGUUUCGGUCAGUCAGCGCGAAGAUGCGUUGCUGCUCUACACAUUUUAUCAUCCAAAAUGCUCGAGGCAGCGCCGGGAGCUGCACACUCGGGCCUGGCCAGCCGGGGACGGAGUCUGGGCGAAGGCGAGACGGGCGUGCACCCAGAUCUCGACGCUUCUACCCAGCCCAUUCCCGACAUUCAGCAGCAACUGGUCGAUGAGUUCGCACCGCCGCUAGCAGACCUCGGCGAGCUCGAUCUAGCCGAGUUCAAUUUUGACGUGAAUGAUCUUUCAUGGCUCAACGACAUGCACGCCACAUGGGAAUUUCUCAACGAGUGA